AUGGCCAAGGUAUGGAACACUUUCGGUUGGAUAACCUUCAAAGAAUUUGGUCCCAAUAAGUUCCUACUGGAGUUCCAACUUUUGUCCGACAAGAAGAAAGUCCUGCAUGGCAGGCCUUGGUCCUUCGACCGCCAUCUUGUAUGCCUUAAGGAGUUUGAGAGUGACUUGUCUCCCUCCGAAGUGCAGUUCAAUUCAGAACCCUUCUGGGUACAAGCCCACAAUCUCCCCUUCGCAGGCAUGAACAGACAAUUGGGAGAAAGAAUAGGGGAAGCAAUUGGUAAGGUUCAUACGGUGGAAGUAGAUGACCAGGGUCAUGGGUGGGGAAGCUAUCUAAGAAUAAAAGUAGACGUGGAUGUAAACAAGCCUCUGGUGCGAGGCAGGAUGGUAAACUUGGGAGGCAAACAAUCUUGGUCACACUUCAAAUACGAACAACUGCCCAACUUUUGCUUCAAAUGUGGUCUACUCAAACAUGUUAAUGGAAAAUGCCCCAACUUUGAUCUGUCUAACCAAUCCCAAGAGCAGUACGGGCAAUGGAUGAGAGCUCCCAACUCAUUCCCACCUCAAGUUUCUGUGAAGAAGUAUGGAGGGACACCGGUAAACCCAACUCAGGGAUCACCUCACCGGAAGCAGUCAGAGAGAGAAGGUGAAGAGAGAGAGGGCCAAGGGACGUCACAAUCAGAAGAAGUGGUUGAGGAGGCAUGGUAG
Molecule: messenger RNA, 705 nt
Organism: Carya illinoinensis
Lineage: Eukaryota; Viridiplantae; Streptophyta; Magnoliopsida; Fagales; Juglandaceae
Exons: 1
Coding region: 1-705 (234 amino acids)
Source: RefSeq, a predicted model, not a curated record